Messenger RNA from Diprion similis, 1864 nucleotides. It is a transcript of the gene U4-U6-60K, whose product is annotated as U4/U6 small nuclear ribonucleoprotein Prp4. Gene Ontology annotation, molecular function: protein binding; U6 snRNA binding; U4 snRNA binding. The record is from RefSeq and is a predicted model, not a curated record. The transcript has 4 exons. Gene Ontology annotation, cellular component: U4/U6 x U5 tri-snRNP complex. NCBI's taxonomy places the organism in Eukaryota, Metazoa, Arthropoda, Insecta, Hymenoptera, Diprionidae. Gene Ontology annotation, biological process: mRNA splicing, via spliceosome. Bases 243 to 1826 code for a protein of 527 amino acids.
ACUUACGAUAAUGUCACUGGAUAACUCUUAAUAUUCGUUCGAGAAAAGAUGAAUUCAUUUCAGCUACUGUAAUUACUGUAAUCAAAGAAUACUUUGCUAUACUUUACAGUAUUUCUGUAGAUCUUUAAUUAAGAACUGAGUGGUGGUAGCCUAACCUAAAUUAUAAACGUUUGCAGCCGAAGUUUGUGAAAUAUUUAAAAAAAUAACGUAUAUGUAAAUUUUUAUACUUAAAUAUAAUCGAAAUGUCUGACGACGAGGAUCUGGUUUAUGUGAAAAAGCAAAAAACCGUGCAUUAUGGAUCCCUUGAGGAAGCUGAACGUGCCCGACUCACAGCUACAUCUGCAGAAUCUUCGGAUGAAGAGAGAGAUCAUAAUAGGAGUCCAUCAGAUACACCGACAACAGGUUCUGCCCUGGGCAAUGUACACAUAUCAAAUGAAUACAUGGAACUUGAAGAUGAGAUGUCUAAAGAUAGGCAGGCUCUGCUUGAAGAAUUUGAGCGGAGAAAAAAAGCCAGACAGAUUAAUGUUUCGACGGAUGAUUCAGAAGUAAAAAAAAACUUGCGCCAACUGGGGGAACCAAUUUGUUUGUUUGGAGAAGGCCCAGCAGACAGAAGGUCUAGGCUGAGAGAAUUAUUGGCCAGCUUAGGUGAAGACGCUAUCAAAAAAAAGCAUGAGGACGAGGAGCGGCCAUCGCAUCAGACAGAACGAGAUGCGGAAUCAACUUGGUACCACGAAGGACCAGAUUCUCUUCAAAUUGCCCGCUCGUGGAUAGCAUCAUAUUCACUUCCCAGGGCCAGAGACCGGCUUGAAAAAUCCAGAGAAGAAUUAGAGCUUCCAGGGGCUACACGUACGGCACGUCGACAGGAACUCCUGAAAAAAUUACAAGCUUUGAGCAUUUAUUGCUCCCAAAUUGGAGACAGCCGCCCCAUAUCAUUUUGCCAAUUCAGUCCGAAUUCAAAAUUAUUGGCAACAUCUUCCUGGUCUGGGCUUUGCAAAAUUUGGUCUGUACCUGAGUGCUCAAUUGCCAGAACUCUCAGGGGUCAUACCUGUAAUGUAAGCUGUAUUGUUUUCCAUCCAAAAGCAACACUCUCUGAAGAGAUGCUGGGGGAAAAUGCAUCACCUACAUGCGUUCUAGCAAGCUGUGCUUCAGAUGGAAGUGUCAAGCUGUGGGGUGGAGGCAACAGUGAAGAGCCAUUAGCAGAAGUUGAAGGCCAUGAGCCCCACAGAGUAUCAAGGAUUGCAUUUCAUCCAUCGGGUCGUUUUUUAGGAACCUGUUGCCACGAUGCUUCUUGGCGACUGUGGGACCUAGAACAACAAGCUGAAGUUUUGCAUCAAGAGGGUCACGCCAAGGCAGUACAUUGCAUAAGCUUCCAAUGUGAUGGCAGCGUUGUUGCUACGGGAGGCCACGAUUCCUUUGGCAGAGUUUGGGACCUGAGAACAGGCCGCUGUAUUAUGUUUAUGGAGGGUCACUUGAAAUCUAUUUUCGGAGUUGAUUUUUCGCCUAAUGGUUUUCACCUGGCUACUGCAAGCGAGGAUAAUUCGUGCAAAAUAUGGGACUUGAGAAAAAGAUCGUGUAUUUACACAAUACCAGCACACACCAAUUUAUUAUCAGACGUGAAGUAUCAGCGUACCGAAGGGCAGUAUUUGGUUACAGCGUCGUAUGAUAAUACCGCAAAAAUUUGGUCCAAUAAAACGUGGCAACCAUUGAAGACAUUGCCCGGACAUGAUGGCAAAGUAAUGUGCUGCGACAUCUCCCCUGACCAUAAAUUUAUAGUUACUAGCUCGUAUGAUAGAACAUUUAAGCUCUGGGCACCUGAAAAUAUGUGAAAUAAAACCGAAAUGUUGUCAAUAAAUACUGUAAAUGC